Messenger RNA from Mesorhabditis spiculigera, 1164 nucleotides. Lineage: Eukaryota; Metazoa; Nematoda; Chromadorea; Rhabditida; Rhabditidae. The record is from the annotation of a GenBank genome assembly.
AUGUCAAAUCCGGGCCCAAAAUGGACGACGAUGAGCUGUGAAUAUUUUUCGGAAAUUGAGGAGAUUCAGAACGAUCACUACUGGAGCAGCCAACCAGAGGCCGACGUCAUCGUCAUCGCGUACGCCGUCAUCUGCUCGUUCGGGGCACUCGCAAAUCUGCUCGUUUUCAUGGCAUUUCUACGCACGCCGGCUCUACGGAAUAUCAGAAAUACGUUCAUCUUCAACCUGGCCGUCUCCGACUUGACGUUAUGUCUUUUCACCGCUCCGGCCACACUCUAUUUAUCCGCCAAUUUAUACUGGCCACUCGGCGAUUUGUCCUGUAAAUUGGUAGCAGCCACCCAGGCGUUGAACACGUUUGUCUCCUCGUUGACGCUCGCCUUGAUAGCGUUGGAUCGAGCAUUGCUGACGUUGUGUCCAAUUAGAUGGCGCCUCUCCUCCUCCGGCCCGUUGCUGUUCUACGGGCUUGUUUGGCUGCUGUCGGCCGUGGUGGCGGUUCCAUACGCCUUCGCAGUCAGCGCCGUUCGCCCCGGAUUCGUACCGUGGAGCCUGCCAACGACCGAGUCGAUUCUGACCCACUGUGGCCGUGAAAUGCCGUUGAUCUGCCGGGAGAGCGACGAGCAGUGGACCCUGCCGUUCUCCAAGCUCGCGUACACGUCGAUAGUGCUGGCCGUACAGUACAUCCUGCCAUUGGCCGCCCUACUGUAUGCGUAUAUGAAAAUCGGGUCGACGAUACGGAGGCGAAGCGAAUUGACGCGUCCAGCCGAUGGUCGCAGAAGAUCGCUGAUGCAGCAGAAAAAUCGGAAGGCGAUGCUGCUCCUCGUUGUGCUCGUGCUCACCUACGCGGUGGCGUGGGCCCCUAUCAAUAUUUAUCACUUAUUGAGCGGAAUCGGGUGGAUCAACUUCUCACAGUUGCAAUACCUAAUCUGCCAUGUUGUCGGCAUUUCUUCGGCCUGCCUCAACCCGUUAAUCUACGCGCUUGUGAAUGAGGGUUUUCGGGAUGCGUUCCGGUCUAUGUUUUCGUGGGCCGUCUGCCCGCGACGCCGCCAAAUUCGAGAUCCACCGACGAAUUGCGUGUUUUCGAAUGGAAAUAAGACCGGCGAACCAGCCGAAGAGGUCCUAAUCGCGCUGGAUACGAUAACGGCUACCGAUCGGGAUGUGGAUAUU